AUGGUAGCCUUACAGGUCCAUUUCUUGCUGGUUCCAUCCCUCGUGAGCAUCAUGGGAGCAGCACAGUACGUGAUGCAGGAUGCAGCCCUGCUGAGCUACAUUGACCAGCGUUUUCUGUCUCUGGAGAGGAGGCUGGAGAAGUGCAGCCAAGACCUGCUGGAAUACGUGGAUGAGGUCAGAGAGCUCUCCAAGGCGGCACUGGCCCGCCUGGCAAGGCUGAGCACCGACAAGGCUGAGCUUGAGGGGGAAGUGGAGAAUUUGCUCACGAGGGUCGAGCGCGCCCAGAGGGACAUCGACUAUUUCGGAUCCAUCAUGGAUUCCAACGCCUGUGUGGAGGUGCACAAGGACCUGCUGAAACAGCAGCUGCUGGAAGAGGCAGAGGAGAAAAAGAGACUUAAACUCAUGCUUAAUGCAAGCUGUGACCACAUGCUUGCAGGUAUUAGGUCCCUGAAGGUAGUUAAGAAAACUGGAGGAAAGCAUGGCUCUUGGAUGAAAGAUCCUGGCAAAAAGCAUGCCAAGAUUUAUUUAUUAAGUGGCUCUGUGAACAACGUGAUUUUGGAAUUUGCAAAUAUCAUGGCUUUCAUGGAGAACAACCAGACUCUGAAGGCUCGCAGAGUCCCCUUGCCAAUGCCCUGGGAAGGAACUGGCCACGUCAUCUACCAGGGCUUCCUCUUCUACCACAGGCACGGCUCCUUGAACGAGAUCGUGAAGUUCCACCUCCAGAGAAGGAACGUAGCUGACCAGAUGCUGCUGCCAGGGGCUGGGAGGAUUCCUGCCUACCAGCUCUCUCCACAGACAAAAAUAGACUUGGCUCUGGAUGAGCAGGGGCUGUGGGCCCUCCAUGCAGAGCCAGAGACCGGGGGGAACAUUGUCCUCACCAAAAUCAACCCCAUGGCCAUGGCGGUGGAGCACAGCUGGGACACACCCUGCAGCAGCAGGGAUGCUGAGGCAGCUUUCAUGGCCUGCAACACCCUGCACGUGGUCUACAACUCUCCUUCUGGGGGCUCCUCCCGCAUCCAGUGUGUUUAUGAUGUUUUGGGUGCUCUGAAUGUUCACACAAACCCAGGACUGCAUUUCCCAAAACGCCAGGGUGGCCACUCCAGCGUACACUACAAUCCCAAAGAGAGGCAGCUCUUUGCUUGGGGUGAUGGAUCCCAGAUCAUUUACAAACUUCACACAGAGCAGAAAGUUUAAAACCUUUAGCAGCUUUUCAAGCAGACCUAAAAGCCAUCAGUCCCAGGUCAACACAGCCUUUUUAUGUGUGUUAAAAUUGCAUUACUCCC
Agelaius phoeniceus (red-winged blackbird) is the source of this 1283-nucleotide messenger RNA. It is a transcript of the gene OLFML1, whose product is annotated as olfactomedin like 1. The record is from RefSeq and is a predicted model, not a curated record. Gene Ontology annotation, biological process: signal transduction. NCBI's taxonomy places the organism in Eukaryota, Metazoa, Chordata, Aves, Passeriformes, Icteridae.